AUGAUUCUCUUCAUUUUCCUGCUGCUGUUUCAAACUUCUUCAGCCAGUAGCGGCUUCAACAACAGCAUACUCAGCCAGCCCCCUCUGGCAGUGGCUGACUGCCCACCACUGCCCGAAACCUGCAGGAAUAACAAUAGUACCUGUCCACUUUGCGACGAUUCCGGAAAAUGCACCCUUUAUGUUGCUGUUAUCCUGCCACAAUCAGAUUUCUACAUUGUCAAUAUUGCGAGGGCAGCUGAAAUUUUAUAUGAGGCGGGAAAUAAAAGCAUAGCCGAUGGAACACUUGGGAAAAAUAUAAGUGUAGAUUACCGAUUUUACGAUGACAGUUGCAAGCAAGAUAAAGCUUCUGGAAACUUGGUCUUGGCGACAAAGGACGAUUUGUGUAUCCACGUGAUGUUUGGUCCUGUUUGCGAUUACUGCAUAGGCACUAUUGGAAGAACUGCUAAAUACAUCGAUAUACCAAAUUUGACACCAACAGCGCUGAGCAGUGACUUCACUAAAAUAAAACAGAGUCUAGAUGACGAAUAUUACUUCCUUCUCAACUCAGGAAGUACGGAUUUUAGAUCCGUUGCAGAAUUUUUUGAGUUAAUACUCGACAGGUAUGGUUGGAGAAAAUUCAUCCUGAUGUAUGAGAGAUACCAACAGGAAGAAGUGGGUGGGGAGGACACUUGUUAUCUAGGUAUGAGUAGUCUGGCUACGGAGCUUGGAAAAUUUCAGCCAGAUUUUGUCGACGGUGACUUGAGAUUGCUAGGAAUGAAUUAUACCGAAUUCCUUAUGAAUAAAGUUGGAGUGGACUACGGAAUAAUCAUAACUUGUACGAACCAAACAAAUAUGAGGAAAAUAGCGAUAGAAGCAGCAAAACUGAAGAUGAUGGACCGAGGGGAAUAUACUUUCUUUAACUUAGAAUUAUACAAUAAUGCUACGAACCCUUCACGACCAUGGUUGUGCACUAAUGAUACCGAUGAAAAUAACGCUCUGGCGAGAAAAGGUUACGAAGCAAUCUACACCAUAAUGCCUCACUCCGAGACAAAUUUCUCCAUGGUUGCUAGUCAACCUAAAAGGGGUAGCAUGUUCCUGGAUGGCCUCUACGAUGCCAUGAUGAUGUAUGUGCAAGCACUGAAUCGUACUCUGAACAGGUCAGGAGCAAUCGGAAAGCAGGAUAUCUCGGGGUGUGAGCUAGUCCACGAAAUGAUGGGGAAAUCUUUCAAAGGAAAGAAUGAGGAGUUCGAGGUAAAUUGCAAUGGGAUUAGAGUACGGAAGUUUGCAAUGUUGAACAUCAACUCUGAGGGCGACUAUGAGAUUAUGGCCACUUAUUCAACUAGGAACAAGACAAUUGAUUAUUGGAAUAUCAGAUGGAGAUUCGGAGAGCCUGGAGAUACGCCAGCCUGUGGAUAUGAUCUGUCGAAGUGUCCUACAUACGACAUUGUGAUGAUACUGGUUGGGUGUUUGAUAGUUCUCGUAUUGUUUGGACUGGCAAGUGCAGGUUACAUUUGGUACAGGCAAAGGAAGUUGAAAUCUGAAAUAGAAGCCAGAGCGUGGAAGGUCAAUUAUGGUGAUAUACUAUUCUUGAAUUCAAAACCACGAUCCAGUAUUUCCAGUGGUGUUUCCUUGCGGUCAAACCUCGAUACAAUCAGUCUGAUAGGCGGCAGACCAACUUACGGUCAGUUGGCAUUCUACAAAUCGAUGAAGGUGGCUGUGAAAGAACUAUCCAACGUGAAAAUCGAGCUGAAUCAUGACAAUUUGUACGAACUGAAAGUGAUGAAGGACUUGUCUCACGAAAACUUAGUGAAAUUCCAUGGUGCUUGCUUAGACGGUCCGAAUUGUCUGCUAACAGAGUACUGUCACAGAGGCAGUCUGCAGGAUCUACUGGAAGAUGAUAAAAUCAAGUUGGACUGGACCUUUCGAAUCUCUCUUAUCAAAGACUUGGUGAGUGGAAUGUACUACCUGCAUCGGAGUCCAAUCAAAUCGCACGGUGCGCUGAAGUCCUCGAAUUGUUUAGUGGACAUUAGAUUCGCUUUGAAGAUAGCUGAUUUCGGAUUGUCCUUCCUCAGGGUGCAUGAUGCUGAUCAGGAUAUGUACAAUAAGGAGUACCAUUCGUUUUGGCAGAGAUUACUGUGGACUGCACCGGAGCUCCUGAAUAUGAACCCGAUCCCCCCCAUGGGAACGCAAGAAGGAGACGUAUAUUCUUUCGGACUUAUAAUGCAUGAAAUUCUAAUGAGAAAGGGCGUAUUCUACCUCGGGGAUAUUCAUAUGGGUGCUGAAGAAAUAUUGGAGUCAGUGAAGAAGGGACCAUCCAGCAACAACGGGACCCCUUUGAGACCCAUUCUAGGGUCAGAAGAUCAAUACGAAGAUGAAGUUGAACAAUUAAUGAACAGAUGUUGGGCUGAAGAUUCUGUAGACAGACCAGAUUUUGCCACUCUAAAGAAUAAGCUUCACCAGAUGAACAAAAACGAUGGCAACCUCCUGGACAACCUCCUGGCCCGAAUGGAGCAGUACGCCUCCAACCUCGAGGCCCUCGUGGACGAACGCACAGCAGACUACCUGGAGGAAAAGCGCAGGUGCGAAGAGCUCCUCUACCAGCUGCUGCCGAAGAGCGUGGCUAAGCAGCUGAUCCAGGGCGAAUCGGUGAUCGCGGAGACCUUCGACAGCGUCACGAUCUACUUCAGCGACAUCGUGGGGUUUACUGAGUUGUCUGCAAGGAGCACACCUCUCGAGGUCGUGGAGCUGCUCAACGAUCUGUACACGUGCUUCGAUUCGAUCGUCGAGGAGUUCGAUGUGUACAAAGUUGAAACAAUUGGAGAUGCGUAUAUGGUUGUUUCUGGUCUGCCAGAAAGGAAUGGUAAUUCGCAUGCUGGAGAGAUAGCCAGAAUGUCUCUGGCUCUGUUGGAAGCCGUAAGAAAAUUUCGAAUCCGCCACAGGCCAACUGAUCCACUGAAACUCAGAAUUGGGAUACACACAGGUCCUUGUGUGGCAGGGGUCGUGGGAUUGAAAAUGCCGCGUUACUGCCUUUUUGGCGACACGGUGAACACAGCGUCUCGCAUGGAAUCCAACGGAAGCGCGCUGAGGAUACACGUCAGCCCAGUCACCAAAGCUGUUCUGGAUACGUUCGGGACCUUUGAUCUAGAAUGCCGGGGAGAAAUCGAGAUAAAGGGAAAAGGUAAAAUGACAACAUACUGGCUGAACAAGGAACGAAUAUCCAGAGUCACUACCCAACCUGGACCUGCAAUGGAAACCAAGGCAAGAGCACUAUCGACCCCUUUGCCAAUAAACGCUCGCAAAGAAAUGCCGAGCAAUGGUAAGGUUGUGAACUUAGUAAACAUUGUUCCUCCCUCUGACGAAGCUGGCAUACCCCUACUUGCCGUAACGGCAUCCCAAGAUUCUGAAUCUUGA
This is a messenger RNA of Phaedon cochleariae (mustard beetle), 3390 nucleotides long. NCBI's taxonomy places the organism in Eukaryota, Metazoa, Arthropoda, Insecta, Coleoptera, Chrysomelidae. The record is from the annotation of a GenBank genome assembly.